Messenger RNA from Ornithodoros turicata, 1959 nucleotides. RefSeq names its product beta-hexosaminidase subunit beta-like. The transcript has 13 exons. Gene Ontology annotation, biological process: ganglioside catabolic process; glycosaminoglycan metabolic process; carbohydrate metabolic process. Gene Ontology annotation, cellular component: membrane; lysosome. NCBI's taxonomy places the organism in Eukaryota, Metazoa, Arthropoda, Arachnida, Ixodida, Argasidae. The record is from RefSeq and is a predicted model, not a curated record. Gene Ontology annotation, molecular function: beta-N-acetylhexosaminidase activity. The coding region runs from base 95 to 1810 and encodes 571 amino acids.
UAGACGUACACAAACAAAUCAGCCAGUCUCUCAGUUGUCUGAUCCGUCUGAUCUGCGCAUGUAGUAGAAGCCUGAAUUCGUUGGGCAAGUUGCCAUGUCGUUGUUGCAGAUACUCUGGAUUCGAGUAUUUUUGCUAUUACUUGGUAGAACGUUGUGGUGUUUUGCUGAGAUUACCUACAUUGAAGUCCGUCUGCCUCUUCCGGGAGAGCGAGCCGUCCCUGGAAGUCCAUGGCCGGCACCGCAGAAUUGGAACACGUCCAACCGUCAGCUCAUUCUGGAUCCGGAUACGUUCUACGUCACGUCCAACGCAGACACGUGUGACGUCAUUGCCAAGGCCAUGGGACGAUACAGGAACAUAAUUUUCCUUAAUUCGAAGCCAAUAUGCAAAGAGGAUGUAAGAUCUCCCCUUCCAGGACUUCACGUUGUAGUGGACAGGUUUAAAGACGAACACUUUGUUUGUAUCUGUCCCCUCUAUGUUGUUCCAGCCUCAGAACAUCAGUUUAUCUCUUGUAUCUACUGCCAAUACCCACGUCACGGGCAAAAUGAAACGUACACUCUUGAAGUUCCCGACGAAGGAGAGGCGGUGUUGAAGUCUCAGACAGUUUGGGGAGCCUUGAGAGGGCUCGAGACAUUCAGCCAGCUAGUGUACGAGGAAGAUAAGACGGGGAAGUUGUUGAUAAACGCGACUGAAAUAGAAGACUUCCCACGAUUCGGUUUUCGCGGUAUUCUCGUGGACAGCGCCAGACACUUUCUGCCCGUUGAUGUGAUCAAGCAAAACCUGGACGCCAUGGCUUACAACAAAUUCAAUGUCUUACACUGGCACAUCGUGGACGAUCAGUCCUGGCCUCUGGAACUACGCACUUUUCCCAACUUAACCGAGAGCGCAUUCUCUCGGCGAUACGUGUACAGCAAGGCGGACGUGCAAGACAUCGUGGAAUACGCGAGGCUCCGCGGAAUACGCGUAAUUCCGGAGAUCGACACCCCAGGGCACACGCAAGCGCUCGGAAAAAUAUUCCCCGAUCUGCUAACACCGUGCUACGGUAACGGAACACGAGGAACCCCCAACUACCCGAAGCACGCUGCGUUUGAAAUGCUGGAUCCGACGAAGAACAUCACGUACGACGUCGUAAACGAGAUUUUGAAGGAAGUUGCUGAUACAUUCAAAGACGAGUACCUUCAUCUUGGCAUGGAUGAAGUAAGCUACGACUGCUGGAAGUCCAGUCCAGAGAUCAAAGAAUUCAUGGAGCAGCAUUGCAUGUCUGAUGUGAAUGAAGUUGAGCAGUACUACAUCAGGCGCACUUUCGAGAAGCUCGAAGGGUCUGGUUCGAAGCUCAUGAUCUGGCAAGAUCCGAUAGACAACGAUGUCCAGGUGCCAGAAGGAACACUUGUCGGCGUCUGGAAGAACUCUUCCCUGUGCGCGGAAGUGAACAAUUGGCGUGAACAUGUCUCUCGCACAGUUCGGAAAGGUUACCAGGUGGUGCUGUCGGCUUGCUGGUACCUCAACUACAUCAGCUACGGAGAAGACUGGAAGAGGUACUACCAGUGUGACCCCACUAGUUUCGAGGGUACACAGCGGGAGAAAGAUUUGGUGGUUGGGGGUGAAGCCACCGUGUGGGGAGAAUACAUUGACGGCAACAACUUAAUUCCUACAUUGUGGCCAAGAGCAUGCGCGGUGGCAGAACGUCUCUGGAGCAGUGUUUCCUUUAACAAUACGGACGACGCCAGUUUUAGGCUCGAUCAACAGAGAUGCCGCAUGGUUAGACGUGGUAUUUCGGCUCAACCAAUCCUCAACGGCUUCUGUUCCGAUUAGGAAGCAAGAGUGUGUCGUGUGCAUAUUGCAGAAAUCAUCUGCCGCUUUUAAUGGACUUGCCACUGCAAAACUAACUUUGCAGAUUUGAUCGACUUAUCAAAGUAAUCAACAUUAACUGUGCAAUAAAUGUAUACAUGUGUGCGUGUGAA